Cynocephalus volans (Philippine flying lemur) is the source of this 1110-nucleotide messenger RNA. RefSeq names its product GTPase IMAP family member 6-like. The record is from RefSeq and is a predicted model, not a curated record. The transcript is spliced from 2 exons. NCBI's taxonomy places the organism in Eukaryota, Metazoa, Chordata, Mammalia, Dermoptera, Cynocephalidae. Gene Ontology annotation, cellular component: cytosol. The coding region runs from base 1 to 1110 and encodes 369 amino acids. Gene Ontology annotation, molecular function: GTP binding.
AUGGAGGAAGAAGAAUACGAACAGAUUUUCCUGGAGGAUUCCCCAGGAGAGCUGUCCCAGGAUCCUACCCAAGAGCUGGCAGGAGCUGAUGGUUCUGAUAUUCCACUGGGUGACAACGUUCAGCCUCACCUUCAAGGAUAUAGGCUAAGAAUGGAAGCCCAGGACAAGUCUCAGGGACAGAUGGUCUUUGUCUCUCCUAUUCUGAGCCAGGACAAUCUGCCCUGGGAUAAGGGAGCAUUCCCAGGCAUGGCUUCUGAUGAGGGUAAGGGGGUGGAUGGCUCUAACCCCAGCACCCUCUGCUUUCUUUUGAUGCUUCCAGGUCUGGAGGAGAAAGAACACAGCCCAAGGAGGCUGAGGCUCCUUCUGGUGGGGAAAACAGGAAGUGGGAAAAGUGCAACAGGAAACAGCAUCCUUGGCCGGAAAGUGUUCGAGUCCAAAGUCAGUGCAAAAACAGUGACCAAGACCUUCCAGAGAGGGAGCCGAGAGUGGGUUGGGAAGGAACUUGAGGUGAUCGACACCCCCGACAUUUUGUCCCCUCAGGUCCAGCCAGAAGCAGCAGCUCAGGAGAUCUGUCAGGCCAUUGCCUUCUCAUCCCCAGGACCUCAUGCGGUGCUCCUGGUGACACAGCUGGGCCGGUUCACAGAAGAGGACCAGCAGGUGGUCAGGCGCCUCCAGGAGGUCUUCGGAGUGGGGGUCCUGGCUUACACAGUCCUGGUGUUCACCCACAAGGAAGACCUGGAUGGUGGCUCCUUGGAAGAGUAUGUGCGCGAGACCCACAACCAGGACCUUGCCUGGCUGGACGUGCUAUGUGAGCGGCGCCAUUGCGGCUUCAACAACAGGGCGGAGCGGGCAGAGCAGGAGGCCCAGCUGCAGGAGCUUAUGGAGAAAAUCGAGGGUAUCCUGUGGGAAAAUGAAGGGGAUUGCUACAGCAACAAGGAUUACAAGUACUCCCAGCAAAACGUCCUGCUCAAAGAAGUGCAGGAAAGACAAAAGGCUCCGGGGCAAGGGUCUGAAGUGCUCAGUGAGGAAUCCUGGCUGGAAGGGCUGUCCCAAGUCCUGAAGGAAUCGGAGAGGACUCACAGAUGCCUCCUAGGGAAGGUGACUCUUUGA